GCACUGCGCAUCAAUGACAAUGUCAAUGUGCAUUAAAUUGUGAUUUGGUGGUUAUUUAUGUCCCAAUUUUGCGACUUAUUUUUAUUAUUUCUAUCUACUUACUUACUUAUUUUUAUCUAUAAGAAUACUUUAAUUAAUCGUAAUAAAAUCAGUAAUAUAUUACAAAGAAAGUGAGUAAAUAAUAUUAUUUUGUAAGUUUACCAGCAAAAAUCAAGUAAAAUGGCAGACGAGAAAAAGGUUAUGUUUCAUGAAAUGGAGUUGGACGAUAGAAUUUUAAAGGCAAUAUCCCAGUUAGGAUGGCCACAACCAACCCUUAUCCAAGAGACAGCAAUUCCCCUAUUACUUGAAGGUAAAGAUGUGCUCAUGCGAGCAAGAACUGGUUCAGGAAAAACUGCUGCAUUUGCAAUUCCAGCUAUACAGAAAAUAUUAAAUCUUAAGAACACAAGCAUACAUCAGUGUAUAAAAGCUCUUAUACUGUCUCCAAGCAAAGAGUUGUGUGGACAGAUUGCAUCAGUUAUAAGCGACUUAACACACAAAUGUGCCAGGGAAGUUCGCUGUAUUGAUAUAUCUUCAAGCGGAGACACACAUAUCCAGAAGUCCCUACUAUCAGAUAAACCAGACAUUGUUGUGGCAACUCCAUCCAGGGCUCUAGCUCAUUUGAAGGCAAACAACAUGAGGCUGAAAGAUGAUUUGUCGUUAUUGGUUGUGGAUGAGGCUGAUUUAGUCUUUUCUUUUGGAUACGAAGAUGAAAUAAAAGAGCUUCUUAGCCACUUACCUAAAAUAUACCAAGCCGUGCUUGCUUCCGCGACUCUAUCAGAUGACGUUCUCAGUCUAAAGAAGAUAGUUCUAAGAAACCCUGUCACCCUCAAACUCGAGGAACCAGAGUUGGCUCCUGCGUCACAGCUACAACACUACCACCUCUUUGCGGAGGAAGAUGACAAGGCGGCAAUAUUAUAUGCACUGUUAAAGUUGAAUCUUAUUAGAGGCAAGAGUAUCAUAUUCGUGAGAACAGUCGACAGGUGUUACAAAUUAAAACUCUACCUAGAACAGUUCAAAAUAAGCUCAUGCGUGCUGAACUCUGAGCUCCCGGCGGCUGUCCGGUGCCUGUCCGUGGAUCAGUUCAACCGCGGCCGCUACCAGAUCAUAGUGGCUUCAGAUGAGAAGGCCCUAGAGCAACCGGACGGUGGGAUGUUGGCUGGGGAAGAGAUCGGGAAGAAGAAAAAACAAAAAUCAAAACGCAGGAAAGACAGAGAAUCCGGCGUAUCAAGAGGCAUCGACUUCCAGCAUGUUUCCAACGUUAUCAACUUCGACUUCCCGCUCGAUGUCACUUCUUAUGUACACCGCGCUGGGCGCACUGCCAGGGGAAACAAUCAGGGUUCAGUGCUAUCGUUCGUGUCAAUACGGGAGAAGCCUCUCAUGGAAGCUGUAGAAGAUCACCUGUCAAAAGGAUUUAAAGGACAACAAGUUUUACAGAAGUAUGAGUUCGCAUUAGAAGAGGUGGAAGGCUUCCGAUACCGGUCGAGAGAUGCGUGGCGCGCCGUGACUCGCGUGGCGGUCCGGGAGGCGCGGCUAAAGGAGAUCAAACAAGAGCUGCUCAACUGUAAAAAACUACAGGGGUACUUCGAGGACAACCCCACGGACCUGGCGGCACUGAAGAGGGACAAGGCGCUGCACACGGUGCGCGUGCAGCCGCAGCUGGCGCACGUGCCCGAGUACCUGCUGCCCGCCGCGCUGCGGGCCGAGCCGGCCGAGCCCGACGCGGACGCGCCGCCGGAGCCCAAGAAAAGGAAACAGCCCAACAGAACCAGCUUCGGCAGCGCCAAGAGGCAUAAAUAUCAGGCGCGGCAAAGCAAUCCGCUGAAGAGUUUCAAGGUGACGAACAUCAAGCAGACCGUGCCGUCAACCGGAGACACGUAGCACCAACUUUAGCGUGUCGCUGCUAGUGGUCGGGUUAUAUUGGGUUAGUUAAAAAGUGUUGGUUAGUAUAGUGCUUCUAUCUCACGAAGACCGUUUAGCGUUCAAAUACAAAGCCACUUUGUUUUCUAUUAACAAAGGCAUCAUAAUUGAUGUGUCCAUUACUUAUUUACUGCAAGGCUAGCACGGGCAGGAGACAAAAAUUAUAUCCCCCGAUUAUAUCCCCUGACAGGGGAUACAAUUAACGUGUCCAGCUGCUAAAGCACGGGAACAUGGAAUAGGAGAAGUUUA
Pararge aegeria (speckled wood butterfly) is the source of this 2205-nucleotide messenger RNA. It is a transcript of the gene Hlc, whose product is annotated as probable ATP-dependent RNA helicase DDX56. The transcript has 11 exons. Lineage: Eukaryota; Metazoa; Arthropoda; Insecta; Lepidoptera; Nymphalidae. The record is from RefSeq and is a predicted model, not a curated record. Bases 220 to 1917 code for a protein of 565 amino acids. Gene Ontology annotation, molecular function: nucleic acid binding; RNA helicase activity; ATP binding. Gene Ontology annotation, cellular component: nucleolus.